AUGGCUGGGCUACGAUUCGCUGGUCUUGCCCCUGUGCUGGCCUUGUGCAGUUCGCUUGUUGGAACUGCCACGGCUGACAGCUUGGCGGACAUUGAUCAUGUCGUUCUAUUCAUGCAAGAAAACAGGGCGUUUGACCAUUAUUUUGGUACCAUGGCUGGUGUUCGUGGAUUCAGUGACGCAAACUUGCAAAUGAAUAAUGGUGUGCCUGUCUGGAAGCAGCUUACAACCAAGCAGCAAACUACUAAAACGGACUAUGUGACUCCAUGGUAUCUGAAUUACCUUGGCGGCAAUUGGUCUGAAGCCACCCAGUGCAUGAACGCUGGCAGCAACGGCUGGUUUGAAAACCAUGCCGCCUGGAACUUUGGCACAAAUGAUCACUGGGCAAUGAAUAACACUCCCUGGAGUAUUGGAUUCUAUAAGAAGCAAGACCUUCCCACCCAGUGGGCUCUCGCAGAGAACUGGGUUAUUGGCGACAUGUAUCAGGAAUCUGUUGUUGCCUCCACAAACCCAAACCGUGUCAGCUGGAUUUCGGGCUCAAUUAAUGUUCCUGGCUCACCACAGAAGCCAGAUCAGGGCGGCAACCCGUACAUUGACAAUAACGAGACUCCUGGCUGUGAAAGCGGUGGCGUUAAUUGCUUUCCCCUGAAGUGGAAAACCGCUGCCGAGUAUUACCAGGAUGCAGGCGUUACUUGGAACGUGUUCCAAGAUGCGGACAACUUUGAUGACAACCCAUAUGCCUGGUUUGACCAAUUCCGCAAGGCCAAGAGUGGCUCUGCUCUGUACGACCACGGCAUGAAAGGUACUUCUCUCGCCUCAUUCUAUGACCAAGCUGCGAAAGGUACUUUACCUGAAGUGUCCUACAUUGUUGGCCCCAUGCAGCUUUCAGAGCACCCCCCAUAUUCGCCUCACGAUGGCGCCUGGCUACAAGAUGCCAUUACACGCGCUGUUCUCAACUCGCCAAAAUAUAACAAGACAGCACUCAUCGUUUCGUAUGAUGAGACAGGUGGUUGGUUUGAUCAUGUUAACCCUUAUCAUUCACCUGAUGGCACUCCUGGCGAGUGGCUCAAUGAUCCUGCUGGCCAAGUUGGGCAUACCUUUGCCGGCCCUGGCUUUAGACUACCCUUUUAUAUCAUUUCCCCUUGGACUCGAAAUGGCGGCGUGUAUACCGAACACGCUGACCACAACUCUCAAAUCAAGUUCAUUGAGAAGUGGCAGGCUGCCAAGGGAAAGAACGUUCAAACUAGUGAGAUGGUCCCUUGGCGCCGUGAGAACAUGGGCGACCUCGUCAAUGCCUUCGACUUCAGCAACCCAGACUACAGCAUUCCCAACCUACCAGUCGCCCCGAAGCCCCAUGUGAACUCCAAGGGACAGUACGAUGGUUCCUCAUACUGCCAGUCCAGAUUCUCAACCACACGGCCUCCUGUUCCAUACACCGGUGAUGGUGUCAUUGAGGAUUUGACUACUGUGGUCGAACACGGUUUCAAGGUUAUCCGUGGAGGACUGACCGAAGGUCGGUACCUUGUGUUGGAGACAAACGGCUAUUCCUUGACCAAUGCAGGGUGCAAGAAUACCAAAAACGCAAGUGUAACAAAGAGCACCCCUAACCACGAAAAGAUCGCACACAGGUGGAUCGCGCAUGCUGCCCAAAUUGGAGGGGACAUUUUCACAUUACAGAGUGCAAGCAACAAGCAAUAUCUUUGCAAGGAUGGCAGUCUUUGCGCGGACGCCAAGAGUGCGGAAUCCUUUACGGUGCAGUUCACUGCCGGCAGGGGUUACAGCUGGAAGCAGCAGCAAGGAGGGAAGUAUUUGUCUGGAGAGGGUGCGAAAUUAGGCUUCACCGGCAGUGCUGCUUACUGGAAGAUAUAUAGUGUUAGUUACUAA
Messenger RNA from Pochonia chlamydosporia 170, 1881 nucleotides. RefSeq names its product non-hemolytic phospholipase C precursor. NCBI's taxonomy places the organism in Eukaryota, Fungi, Ascomycota, Sordariomycetes, Hypocreales, Clavicipitaceae. The coding region runs from base 1 to 1881 and encodes 626 amino acids. The record is from RefSeq and is a predicted model, not a curated record. Gene Ontology annotation, molecular function: hydrolase activity, acting on ester bonds. The transcript is spliced from 3 exons.